Rotaria sp. Silwood1 is the source of this 258-nucleotide messenger RNA. The record is from the annotation of a GenBank genome assembly. Lineage: Eukaryota; Metazoa; Rotifera; Eurotatoria; Philodinida; Philodinidae.
AUGAUUGAUUCAUCGGUUGAUAUUGAUGAAAUAUCAUAUGAACUUGAUAUGCCAGAUAUUUUUGCAUCAUUUGAACGACUUGUUUUUUCUAUAUAUCCAACUGGUGUAUUUCUUCGUCAUCAAUUAGCACGUACAACAUGGAUAGAUCUUGAUUUACGUGCUCAACAAAUUCUUUCAGAUCACAGUAAAACUCGUCGUAAUCAAUUAGAAGAAUUAUGUUUUGAAAUCAAUGCAUUUAUUUUUGCAUUAUAUGUUUAG